GACACAUCAUCGCUAGCUGGUAGCUUCUGGCAAGUACUGGAAGUCAUUUGCAUGGUGUCUAAUGAUAAGAAACAGCUGCGUACACUGGAUAAGUUGAACGGAUAGUGUGACUUUUUAAGGAAAACGCCAUGGAAGAACAGCCCGCGGACAUAGAGGUGACCGUCAAAACACUAGACUCUCAGAGCAGAACCUACACCGUCAGUCCUCGGAUGACAGUUGCAGACUUCAAGAAGCACAUCGCCCCGUCGGUGGGUAUUCCUGUGGAUAAACAGAGGCUGAUCUACCAGGGCAGAGUGCUGCGGCACGACCUGACCCUGACAGACUAUGAUGUCGGUGGAAAUGUGAUUCACCUGGUGGAGCGGGCGCCUCCUCCACCGUCCCCACCCGGCUCACAGUCUGGGGGCACCUCCGCCGACAGCGGGCCGUCCUCAUCCUCCCAGGGAACGUCACAAGUGCCUCCACACGACCGCAACGCUAACAGCUACGUGAUGCUCGGCACAUUCAACCUCCCUGUCAACAUCAUGGACCCCCAGCAGAUACAGAUGUCAGUCCAGCAGAUGGCCUGGGAUGGGAUGGGAGAGAAUGCCAGAAAUGCUCGAGUCACAACCAGCACCGGGAGCAACGGGUCAGUGAAUGUGCACAUCGAUAUGGACCAACCGGUGCAGAGCGAGCCGAGGCUGAGACUGGUGCUGGCUGAGAACCUGCUGAGGGACAUCAAUGAUGUCAUCCAGAGGAUGGAGGGUCGGACCAGCGACUCAUCCUCACAAACUGAGACAACUUCUGCUGCUGCUGCUGCUGCUGCUGCUGCUGCCGCCGCCGCCUCCUCCUCUUCCUCCUCCUCCUCCUCCUCCGCUCCUCCUCCUCCCUCAUCUUCAUCCACCACCUCCACUCCCUCCCCCUCUGCCCAGCCCAUGGACACCUCCCCACCUGCGUCUACUCCCCCGCCUCCAUCCUCCUCCUCAGCUCAAUCUGAGGGACCAACACCGCAACCUGGACCCAAUCAUCCCAGCCCGGCCGAGCUGGCAGAGAUGCUGACUGAGCUGCGUAGGGUGGAGGAGAGACUGCAGCCAUUCAUCCAGAGAGCUCACACCAUCCUGGAGACAGCCACCAGCGCACAAUACAACAACAACACAGAGAGAGAGGACGACCAGCGAACUCUGGCCAUGACCUGGGAGUGUCUCCGUCUCCUGGGUAACGCCCUGGUGGCCCUCAGCGACCUCCGGUUGAACCUCUUGAGUCCCGUUCCCCGCCACCUCCACGUGGUCCGGCCGUUUUCCCACUACGCCAGCCCAGUCACACUUCCUGGAGCUGUGCACCACCACAUUCCGGUGCAGAUGAACCUGGGGGCCACAGUGACUGUUGCGGCCAACAGCACUGAGGGACAAGCCACGCCCACCCAGUCGGCCAGCCAGUCGGAGCAGGCAGGUCAGGGACAGACCUCCCCCCCACAGAGUACCCCGUCCAAUCAGCAGGCUGGACAGGGACAGACCGGCCACCGGGUCAUCAGGAUCAGCCACCAGGCUGUCCCGGUGGUCAUGAUGCAGAUGAACGCGGACGGCGCGGGUCCGAACCCUGCAGCAGCUGGAGGACCACAAAUGCCUGGACAACCAGGUGCCCUCCCCCCUGACUUCAUGAGGAACCUCAUGCAACAGAUCAGCCAGUACGCUGCCGCCGUAGCCACCAGCGCCGCCACCGCUGCCGCCACGGGCCACCCAGCGCCCCCCCAGCCCACCCCUCCAGGCUACAGCUCCACAGCCAACUCCUCCACCACCACCACCGGUCCCAACACACCCACCACCACCCCCACCGCUCCACCUCCACCUCCCCACGCCGGACCUCAGCCACAGGCCAGGGUCGUGUUUACCCGGCCGCCGUUUGCGCCCAACAUGCCGCCUCCGGCCUUCGGGACGCGGGGAACCACCAUCAACGUGAGGGCGGCCAUGCCGGGCCAGCAGCCAGGACAGGCUUUCAACCCUGCUGCUCUGAACCAGAUGAUCAGUGGACUCGUGGGGCAGCUCUUAGUGCCAGGACAGAUGGCUGGUCAAACAGCCACAUCCACUUCCUCCUCCUCCUCCUCUCAAACCUCCUCUUCCUCCUCCUCCUCCUCCUUUUCUUUCUCCACCUCGGGUCCAACGCCUCCUCCUCCCACCGCCUCCUCCACCGCUGCCCCGAGCCAAACUGAGGCCACGGCCGGUGAGCCCCAGCCCCAGGAGAUGCCGGACCUGGGCCAGCUCCUGGGCUCUCUCCUGGGGGUGGCCGGUGGAGCAGGCGGAGGCCCCGCGGCCCCCUCCAUCACCGUCACCACAUCCGGCGUCCCGGCCUUCAUCCAGGGAGUGAGUGAAUUCAUGCAGGCCUCCCAGCCCAUCUUUUCUCCACCCCCACCUCCUCCUUCUGGUCCCGGUUCUGCUCCGGCCCCGGCUCCCGGUUCGGGACCCGGCCCGACGCCCAACCCCACGGCCGCAGCAGCCGAAGCCCUCAACCCGGAGCUGUUCACGGGCAUCGUCCGCGGCGUCCUCAGCACCAUGAUGGGUUCUCUGGGCCAAGCUCAGAACGACACGGAGAGCAUCGCCCAGUUCAUGCAGAGACUGUCGCAGGCCACCAACAUCUUCAUCAGUCCAGAGGAUCCUACAGGGUUCUUCGGAGAGCUGCUGAUGCUGGUGUGCCAGACGUUCACCAUGUCAGACCUGGUGAUGCUGCUUCACGGCCAGCACCAGCCUCUGGGCCGCAUCCAGCCCCAGCUGUCCCAGUUCUUCACCCAGAACUACCUCAACGGCCGAGAGCCCACGGAUCAGAACAUCGCUGCGGCUGCUGACAGUCUCGUCAAUGAACUAGAGGAGUACAUCACCGAGAGCUUCAGAGAGUCGUCCGUCACGGUGCUGGAGGGCGUCGACGUCACCCAGACCAACAUGUCUUUCUUCAGACAGCAGCUGACUCAGAUCGCCACACACAUCCUGCGCUGCACCGAUGAGACUUUCGGCCCCCGACUGCUGCAGAUGUGCAACCAGGCGCUGUUUGAGUGUCUCGCCCUCAACCUGUACUGUCUGAGAGGAGACCAGAGAGCCCUGACUGCAGUCAUCAACCACCGAAUACGGAGGAUGUCGAGCGACAUCAGCCCCAGUCUGGUCAACUGGAUGACCAGCAUGAUGACGAUGCGUCUGCAGGUCAUCCUGGAGCACAUCCCCAUCUCACAGGAGCAGAUCCAGAACUACAUCGUCCACACGCAGAGAGAUCAGUCUUCAACGGCUGGCGCACAAGAGCCUGAACGGGCGCAAAGUGCGACGGUAAGCAUGGUCGGCGACACCCACUCGCCGGCUGCAGCCACCACGGCGGAGGAGGUCAUGUCGGCGUCACGCGACACGAGGGCGCCGUCACGGGAGCCGAGGGUGUUGCCUGGAGACCUGGGGGCCUCGGGCGGAGCUGCACCGUUAGGUGGCGACAUGGCGGCAGCGGGAGCCGAGGGAGGGAGCGAGGAGGCUGCCGGGGAGUCGGAGGCCUGGGCUGCUGCUGUUCCCCCUGAGUGGGUUCCCAUCAUCAGGUGCGACAUGAUGACCCAGAGGAAGAUGAAGGCUCAGCCUCCGCUGUCUGACGCCUACCUGCACGGCAUGCCAGCAAAACGCAGGAAGACUGGACAGGGCGCCGCCAGCCUCCUGUCUCUGUCUGACGCAGUGAGUCAAGCAGCCAGGACGGCGGGAGUGAAGCCAGUCACCUCGGCCGAGCGGCUACAAGACGACCUGGACACGGACGAGCUGAAGGAAGCUUACGCGGAGCAGGUUAAAGCCGACAUCAAGAAGCGAGUGAGGGAAGAUCCCGACUUCAACUCUCAGCAGUUCCCCAACGCACACAGAGCUUUCUCCUCAGACUCAUAAACCCCCCCGACCCCUCCGUCCCCCCCCAGCUCUGCAGCCGUGUCCUCCUUUCAUCUGCUUCCACUGCCCUGCCCCCCCCCCACACUGUCCAGCGACCUCUUUUUAAACAGCUUUCUCCACUAACUGCCUGAUGUUAAUGUUCACUACUCCUCCUCUCCGGUGCCUAUUUAUUGCUUUCUGUUUGUUUUGGAUAUUCUGAGAGAAUGUUCCUUAUUAAAAAAAACAAAUAUGACACCAAAUUUGGAUUUAGACUUAACGAGGCCACUUUAAUUCAGUCUGAUGUGUGUGUGUGUGUGUGUGUGUGUGUGUGUAUUUGUAUCUUCCACAUUCUUAUGCUUGUGUCGCUUUUGUUAAUAUGAAACCUGAGUCCUAAACAUCAUCUUCAUCUUCAUCAUUAUUAUUAUUAUUAUUAUUCAACAGACUUCUGCCUUCCUCUCAGUACGCUCGAGCACAAGAGAAGACUUUCAUGUGAUGCUGUUUGGUACAUGAAUGUACAGUAAGCUUAAUAAAAACCUUGAUUAAAACACACGAGCACAAUCCUUUCAGGUCGUAUCAGUAGCUUUGUGCACUUAUGUCACUGUCCUGUGUACAAAUACUAUGAAUUAAAACUAAUCAAAUCACAUAUACGAUCAGUGGCCACUUUAUUAGGUACACAAGUGUGUGCAUUCUAAUCUAAUCUAAUCUAAUCUUAUCUAAUCUAAUCUAAAUAACAGCAACACUUACAUCCUCCAGAAAAGUUGAAUUAACGCCUCUGAAUCAACUAAACAGUAGAAUAAGUCGUGAAGGAGGAUUUACUGCAGGGUUAGAAAUCAUUAUAUAGUGUAUCUAAUAAUUUGGCAUGUAUCUUAAGUUAAAAGUCCCUGCAACAACCCCAAAUGAUUGUUAUACUGCAUUAAUUUGACUAUUUACUAGUACAUUUAGGGCUGCAGCUCAGCUAAUUGGUUUGUAAAACUUAAGAAAUGACAGAGAACUGUGACUUUUUUUUUUAUAUAAUUGUUUGUUUAUUUUUUAAAAAAGGAUUAACAAAUAUUUGCCAAUUAAUUUUUCAGUCUAUGUAAUAAAAUAUAUUGUGUAAAAUGUCAGCCAAGCAACUAUGGAGGGUUGGAGCGGAGAGAAGCAAAUUAAUAAUAAAAAUAAUUAUCAUAAAUAUCUUCGUGGCUGUUUGAUUUUAUGUCACGAUAUAUAUAUAUCAAUAUCAAAUGUUUUUAUUUUAUUUCUUUGGAAAGUUUCACACGUGUAAUCAAAUCUAAAUCCACUGGAAACCGGAAGUACGGCGUCGCCAUGGUAACGGAGUCGCACAAAAGUCUGCAACUUGAACUCAUGUUUAUGUUUGUACACAUUUUUGAAAAAUAAAGUACGCCGAUUGAAGUGCUA
This is a messenger RNA of Mugil cephalus (flathead mullet), 5240 nucleotides long. RefSeq names its product BCL2 associated athanogene 6 (gene bag6). Gene Ontology annotation, cellular component: BAT3 complex. Gene Ontology annotation, molecular function: polyubiquitin modification-dependent protein binding; misfolded protein binding. The record is from RefSeq and is a predicted model, not a curated record. Bases 129 to 3866 code for a protein of 1245 amino acids. The transcript has 25 exons. NCBI's taxonomy places the organism in Eukaryota, Metazoa, Chordata, Actinopteri, Mugiliformes, Mugilidae.